UAUUUAUAAAUAGAAUUAUUGAUGCUCAUUUCAGAACAGCAAGUUGAUGUUAUAAAAUUACUAUGUGUUUCGGGGGCAGGCAGAUUUUCUUGUUCUGGAAAUUUGGGCAGGCCUUGUGUGUGCCUUUGGGUCUGUUUUCUUAGCUAUAAAAUAGGGAUGUCAUCCCUGCCUCUCGGGGCAGGAGUGGUGCAUGAAAUAACCAAGCAUCACCCACGGGAGAUACACAACAGUUUCUUCUCCCACCAUGGAGCUAAUUCAUGUCAGCUACUCUGGGGAGAAUUUGGGGCUGACCUCAGUUUCCUAUACUUUCAGAAGUCAGGUUUCUAGCCCUUCUAUCGCCACCUCCAAUGCCAAUCGCCAGCUGAUGAUGCUGGAAGGGAAGUCGGGACCCUACUUUUCAUCUCUGGACUCUAGCAUUGAGAUCCUGAGGAAGAGGGCCCAGGAGAUGAUCGAAAACAUCAAUGAGAGCAGGCAGAAGGACCAUGCACUCAUGACCAACUUCAGGGACAGCCUCAAGAUCAAGGUUUCAGAUCUGACAGAGAAGCUAGAGGAGAGGAUGUAUCAACUUUAUAAUCACCACAACAAGAUCAUUCAGGAAAAGCUUGAAGAGUUCACCCAGAAAAUGACAAAGAUCGGCCAUCUGGAAACAGAGCUCAAACAAGUGUGCCACACUGUGGAGACCGUGUACAAAGACUUCCAAGACCUAUGUGGCCAGCCAGAGGUAUGACUACACCCAUACAGGAGGCUCUGCCUGAGGGGAGUUGUAGGGGCUG
Myotis davidii is the source of this 773-nucleotide messenger RNA. RefSeq names its product synaptonemal complex central element protein 2 (gene SYCE2). Gene Ontology annotation, biological process: synaptonemal complex assembly. The record is from RefSeq and is a predicted model, not a curated record. The coding region runs from base 245 to 727 and encodes 160 amino acids. Gene Ontology annotation, cellular component: central element. The transcript has 2 exons. NCBI's taxonomy places the organism in Eukaryota, Metazoa, Chordata, Mammalia, Chiroptera, Vespertilionidae.